Salvia hispanica is the source of this 2384-nucleotide messenger RNA. The record is from RefSeq and is a predicted model, not a curated record. Lineage: Eukaryota; Viridiplantae; Streptophyta; Magnoliopsida; Lamiales; Lamiaceae.
AGGGGUUUUUUUUUUGUUGUUGUUGGUGGUGGUAGUGGUGUGAUUGUGUGUAAGCUAGACUGCUAGAGAGAGAGAGAAGCUAAGCCGAGUAAAUUGGAGUGUGUGUGUGUUUGUGUGUUUCUUGAUUAUUUGGGGCUGAAGGUGAAAAACACAGGAUCUUGUUAGAUUCUUGAUUACUCAAUCAAAUUGCUACAAGGAAAACUGGAAUCUUUGUGCUGUUGUCGAUUUUGUGAAUGUGUGACGAGAAGGGAUUAACUUCCUAAUCAUCGAGAAACCAUGGGCUACGUUGAUAAGUUUGAGAUAGGCAGCACAAAACAAGGCAGCAAUUUAGACAAACAAGUUGAAGAGCUUCCCACAAAUGAUAGGUCUCUUGACGAGAAACUGCAGCUGCGGCCAAUGCCAGGAUCGACUCCUUGCACCAUCUGCUCGAGUGGGGAGAGCUGUAAGAUUGUCCGUUCGAGGACCAAAUUGAUGAACAUCUUGUUGGAACGAGGGAAGCCGCAGGAAGUCCAGUCGAUCUUCAACAAUUUGAUUCAGAGAGGGCAUAAGCCGUCUCUAGUGACCUACACCACACUCCUAGCCUCGUUGACUGUUCAGAAACGCUUCGGUCACAUACAUUCAAUAAUCUCCGAGGUGCAGAGGAAUGGGAUGGAGCCGGACCCGGUGUUCUUCAACGCUGUGGUCAAUGCAUUCUCUGAAUCCGGGGACAUGGAUGGAGCUAUGAGAACGUUGUCGAUGAUGAAGGAACGCGGGAUCAAGCCAACAACGAGCACGUACAAUACGCUGAUCAAAGGGUAUGGGAUUGCAGGGAAACCCGAUGAAUCUUUAAAGAUAAUGGAGCUCAUGUCGAGGGAAGCAAACACGAAGCCCAACGUGAGGACUUAUAACGUCCUUGUUAGGGCGUGGUGCAACAGGAACAACGUGGAGGAGGCUUGGGGUGUAGUGUCGAAGAUGGUGGCCUCGGGUGUACAGCCCGAUGCAGUGACUUACAACACGUUGGUGAAGGGCUAUGUUCAGAACAAGCAAACGGGUAAGGCGGAAGACGUGAUCAUGGAGAUGCAGAGGAAUAAUGUGCAGCCGAAUGAUAGAACUUGCGGCAUCAUAAUAUCCGGUUAUUGCAAAGAGGGACGAGUGAACGAGGCGCUGAGAUUCGUGUACAAGAUGAAGGGCUUUGGUGUACGCCCUAACCUCAUCGUUUUCAACUCACUGAUCAAAGGGUUCCUCGACAUAUCGGAUAGGAACAGUGUGGAUGAGGUUCUGACGUUGAUGGAGGAGUUCGGAGUGAAGCCGGACGUGAUCACGUUUAGCACGAUCAUGAACGCGUGGAGUGCUGCGGGCUACAUGAUCAAGUGCAGGGAGAUUUUCGACGACAUGGUGGAAGCUGGGAUCAAACCCGACGCCCACGCUUAUAGCAUUCUUGCUAAAGGCUACGUACGGGCCAAGGAGCCGGAGAAGGCCGAGGAGCUCUUGGACGCCAUGAAAACAUCUGGUGUUCGUCCUAACGUAGUCAUCUUCACCACGGUCAUCAGCGGGUGGUGCAGCAGUGGCUCGAUGGACUCUGCGAAGAGGGUACUCGGGAAGAUGAUCGAGUCUGGGAUCCCUCCAAAUUUGAAGACAUUCGAGACCCUAAUAGGCGGAUAUGCCGAGAACAAGAAGCCGUGGAAGGCCGAGCAGGUGCUCGGCCUCAUGGAGGAGGGAUUCAACGUUCGUCCCGAGAGAAGCACUGUCCAGCUCGUGGCUGAGGCGUGGCGCUCCAUCGGGCUCUCCAAGGAGGCGAACAGAGUGAGAGCGUCAUCGAGGAAGACGACCACAACCUCAACGUCGCAUCCACCACCACCACCACCGCAGGCGGAACAAGAGACGCCGUCCACGGCUCAAGAAAGCUUGGAGAUGUUCUGUCAGAAAGAAGCAACUCCAAACUCUUCCGUGGCGAGGCUGCAGAUACCGAGCGUGGUUCUGAGCGAUCAGAAGGGCCCGACCAAGCGGGGCCGGAGGAUGGUGCUGAGGGAAGCUGAGCCCUCCUUGUCCGAGGCGAGGGCUGUGAGUCUUACUUGUAGAUAUGGAGAACGAGGCGCUCCCGUGGCCAGCCAGAGGCGGCAGGUGUUUGCGUACGGGCAGUUUGCUCCUGCGUGCACGCUCCUCCUGCUGAACUGAAUGACGACGACGACGUCGGUUCAAGCGGAGGAGGCGCUGCUCCGGCUGAAGAUGGAUGCAUAGGCAAAGUUUAACUGACUAUUGUACAUAACAAAAGGGGUGGCAUUUGAUGAUCUUUUUGUUAACAAAUGGUUUGUAUUGGUUGUGCAGCAAACACUUAUAAGCCUCUUCAUUUUUUGAAAGUUGUGGAAAAAUGCUCAGACGUGUCAAAUAUUAUAAAGUGUUGCUAA